AUGCAGCUCGCCAUUGAUUUCCUUCAGUCUUUUAUGUGCCUCUGCACUGACUACACCGAAAUCGACAUCCAUGUGAUUGUGUCGGAUUCCGGUGAAGCUGAUAUGUUCAAUAAUAUGUUGAACGGCCUGGAGGCCUGUGGAGAGAAAUUUGGCAUCUUCCCUGUACCGCCGAAGAACUUCAACGGACCGAAGCCGAAUAUCAAAAUCGUCAAUCUAUUCGACAUACUCCCACCAGUGUUCCACUCGUUGAUAAGUGAUGGCAUCACGAAGGAAGAUACAUCAGCGCUGCUUAGAGAACGUGGAAAGUACGAAUACCAAACGAUUAAAAAGUUGGCAGCAGCCCUGACGCUGGAUUACGACUACGGACUAUGGUUGGAUUCGGAGUCCAUCGCUGUGCAGCCGUUCAGCAUGCGCCAAACAUUCAACACCUACGUCAAAGCCCCAACAGUGUGGAGAUCAAGCCACACAAACCAUGACAUGAUGCGCGAUACAAUGAGGGCUUCGGCAGGUGUACUCAAUCGGCCGAUUGAUUCAUUUGGUCCGAAAUUUUGGAACUUGGAGAGUCAAGAGUGGGUAUUUGAGAAGGCUGUUCUCGACGAUCUCGUCCAGUAUGUCGAAAUGGUUCACAACCAGGACUUUUGGACAGCAUGGGCCACGCACGGCGCGCCGUUUGAGAUCACGCUUUACAACAUGCACAUCCAAUCAAGGAAGCUGGAGACUACCAACCCCAUGUUUACAAAGUACCGCAUUAUGGAGACGGAGCUGGAAAUGGAGAAGUACGGCGUGUGUCCACCAACCCACUGA
Colletotrichum spaethianum is the source of this 804-nucleotide messenger RNA. RefSeq lists its product as uncharacterized. The coding region runs from base 1 to 804 and encodes 267 amino acids. The record is from RefSeq and is a predicted model, not a curated record. Lineage: Eukaryota; Fungi; Ascomycota; Sordariomycetes; Glomerellales; Glomerellaceae. The transcript has 2 exons.